This is a messenger RNA of Drosophila hydei, 2778 nucleotides long. RefSeq lists its product as uncharacterized. NCBI's taxonomy places the organism in Eukaryota, Metazoa, Arthropoda, Insecta, Diptera, Drosophilidae. The transcript is spliced from 5 exons. The record is from RefSeq and is a predicted model, not a curated record. Bases 2 to 2725 code for a protein of 907 amino acids.
UAUGUUAGCAGCAAAUAAUACUGGAGAUGUGGACACUUUUACAGCUAUGGAGCUAAUCGAAAUUCUCCUCGAAUUUGUGGACAAUACCCAAGAGCCCCAGUUAAAGCGACUUAUACAAUAUGUAUGUGGCUUGCUUAAUACAAGCAAUCCUGAAAAUGGGCAAUUGGCAUCGAAAUUGAUUCGAAAGCUGUUUGCAGUGAUAGUACCCAACCCAAAGGACGAUGGACAAUUACAGAUAAAUAACCUGGAACUGAUUUCGGACUUUCUUCUAUGCGUACAAAUGUGGACGAGUCAAUUCCCAAAAGAAGACCAGCUUCUCUUGGCAGAACUCUGUUCCAACAGUUCAAACACCGGGAAUCAGGUGCUCGGGCAAUUAUUUGAAGAUAUUUUACGCGAAUUAGGAGCUAAAUGUAUCACGCCUUCAAAGCUUUAUUGCCGUAUACAGAAGCUGCUCGAAUCGAAGAAUAAUGAGAAACGUUAUUCUGGUUAUUUGAUUCUACAGAAGUUACUCGACAAGACUAGUUCCGAAAACCUGGAUUUGUACUCCUAUAUAAGUGUAAUGGAAUGCCUGAAAUCUGAUCAAAAAUCAGUACCCUUAUCCCUGCUAAAGGAAAAAAAUAUAGAUGGUAACUGCACGCAUAUAAUAUAUAUGCGAUUAUUGCAAAACAAAAAUAUUCAUUUGCUGCUUACCAUCAUCGAGUUCAUCAUGGAUCACUUUACUGCUGCCGAACUCUUCAGUGCAAAUCUGCUGGUCGAGUUCCUUUCAGCUACCAACUGUCUGGAACUGCACAACAUGGAGGCCCAUCAUAUUCAAGAGAGCAAAAUGAUUAACUUUGUAGCUGAAAACGAUAAUAAACAGUUCCUGAAGGCCUUUGCCGAGGUGGCCUGGACUGGCGUGAGCCUGCAUCGCUGGCUAAAUAGUCUAGACCCGAAGAGCCAGCCUCUAAUCAAAAACACUCUGCUGCUAAAAUUAGCUGCCCACGUACGAAAAAUAGAAAAUAUCAAUCUACGAAUCAGUGUCGGCAAUCGCUUCUGUGAUGUGUUUGAGAACACACUCGAAAGUUUGUCUUUGGCCCAUUUUAUGACAUUUGUUAAAGCGCUUCAUCAAGACGACGACAAUGUUUGCGGAACCCUUAUAGUAAUACUAGAAAAAAAAAUCGAGAGCUGUAAAGACAUGAAAGAAGAAAUGGUUCAUCUUACAAGGAGCACCUACGAGAUUUUCGCUGAUACGCAGAAUAACAACAAUCUGUAUUCUCCACUUAUACAGCUAGUGGAAAAACUCGAAACCGUGCCAAUAAAUUUGCACGGCUGGUGGCGUCUGCCCGUAUUUUUUACCACUUUCCAUUUAAAGGAAGCCAGAGAAUUCCUUGUUAUGAAAUAUAAUAUAAAUGUUGAUUUGGUCUCCGACAGUAAGGACCUGAACGAGCUACAGCAACACCUAAUUGACAAGUUAAAUUGCGAAACCGCAGAGGAGAUACUUUUUGUAAAGCAACGAAGCCUUCACAGUUUUCUUGAAAAAAAUGUGUGUACUUGGAGUCAGCUUGAAGAAUUCAACUUGAAUCCUAUUGAAAUUUUGGAAAUUGGCUCGUUCAAUACAUUAUCGCAUAUGGGACAUCUAUUGGAACGUCAUGACAAAAAGCUACCCGAUGAGAAAGUAAUUGACAUUUAUUAUGCCCAGUUAUAUAAACAUUCCAGACGUUGGAUAAAUCCUGGAAGAAUAUUAACUUAUAUAUCCAAUUACCGACAGCCUAAUGAAAUGGAAACUCUAGUUGAAACAUUAAUUUCGAAUAGUAAUGACGGUUGGGAACUGGGAGGAAUUCUUUAUAUAACCAGUUUUGUAUUACAAUCUACGUUAAUCAGUGGAUUACUUUAUUUCGCAAUUCCGACGGGCUUGGAGCGCAUCGAGAGUGCAUAUCUAAACAGCUUAUCGACCUGGAACACAGUAGAACAAAUUAAAUGCAGUAAUUUUAUAACGUAUGUGAGUCGUAUGGAAACAGGACGCACGGAUUUAUUUGAUAAAAUGUUAAAUAUAAUCUUGGACGUUAGUCAAAAGGAAAUUGUUGAAAACUCACAACACCAUAGAAUACAAAUGCGUUUCCUUAGAGCAAUUCUGAGUCUUGAAUGUUAUUGUGAAACCCAAUUAGAGUAUUGGAAUGACAAGCUCUGGAUAGCCCUGUUAAAUCCGACGAAUCCAUUGAAUAUCAGAUUGCUGUUCGAAUGUCUGGUAGCAAAAUUUGUGCCAACAUUCGACCUGUUAAUGGAAAAGCUGGCGACUCUUAGUACCCUGCAAACCGAUCAACAAGAGUCAAUCAUAUCUGUUGUCCACAUAUAUUGUAUAUGCAAAUGGGAUACAUUAAAAGUGGAUCAAUUACAAUUAGUAUUCGAGCUGCUUUGGCUACACGCUAAUUCUGUACAAUUUAACCAGCUGGUGCUACGCAGAUUGGCUGAUAGAUUUGAGAAGAGCAAUGUUGAAGUUCCUUUGGUCGGUGGUACAAAACCUAAUCUGGAAUUGUUAAUUGAUGACAAGAAUUUAGAGUUUCAAACAGAUGUCCGCCUGUUGAUACCCAAAAUAGUACAGUAUUUUUAUAUAGCCAACGCAAUCCUCUAUAUCACAAAUGCACCAUUUGAUGAAUACGAAAACCCCAAAUGGUCUUAUUCCCAAGCCGAAAUGGAAGAACUUGACCAGUUGCGCAGCAUGUUUAAGGCCAAAAGUCUUGAAGUUUAAAGUUCAUAUGACAUUUUUUUAAUUUUAAAAAUAUGUAUUAAUCAAUUGUAGUG